UGUUCAAGAUUAUGUAGCCAGAUCAUGAAAAAGGAGUCAUUUGGUACGGGAAAAUUAAUCUUCUUUUGGGUCCGAACUUUCCGAUCGGACGACAAGUGGGAAAUUUUUAUGUUAGAUUUGCGUAGCCUGGCAGGCUCCCAUAUCAAGAGCAUAAAUUCCAACGCCCGCCCGCCCGCCUGCCGGCCUGCUGCCGCCGCUCUUCUCCUCCCAUUCCGUGUGGUUUUUAGUUAAAUCUUCCUCUCCUGGUUUUGAUCGGUUCGACUUUUGGCAUACUCUCUUUUCGCCGUCUCCAACUCUCCCUCCUCGUCAGCGUUGGAGAGAGACGAGCGCGAUGAAGGUACUGUGCGACGUGUGCGGUAAAGAGGGCGCCUCGGUGUUUUGCUGCGCCGACGAGGCCGCUCUCUGCGACGCCUGCGAUAGGCGGGUCCACCGGGCGAACAAGCUUGUCGGCAAGCACCGCCGCUUCUCGCUCUCCGCGCCCUCCGCCCAGUCGCACCCGGCCUGCGACAUCUGCCAGGAGAAGCGGGGGUUCUUGUUCUGCCAAGAGGACCGGGCGAUUCUUUGCAGGGACUGCGACGCGUCCGUUCACAGCGCCAAUCAUCUCACCAUGAAGCACAAUAGGUUCAUCCUUACAGGCGUCCAGCUUUCCGCCGCUCCCAUGCCCCCCUCUCCCUCCCCUGAGUCGGUGGCGGAGGUUAAAACUAGCACCAAAUCCACCGUGCCAAAGAGCAAUCAGAAUAAGGCCUCGGUUGCAGACGGUUCCACGCCCAUCGCUUCCACAAGCAGCACCACCAGCAGCAGCAUCUCGGAGUACUUAAUCAAAACAUGUCCGGGCUGGCGCGUGGAGGACCUGCUGGUCGACGAUCCGGCCUUCGGAGUGGAAGAUUUCGCCAAGGGCGACGAGUUGCUGCCAUUCCUGGAGGCGGAUCUGGACAGCGGCGGGCUUGACGCGCUGGCGGAAAAGUUCCCUGUCUGGGCGCCUCACGUGCCCCAGUACCCUCCGCCGCCGGGUCUGUCGUCCGCCGCCGACGGCUCCGGACACCACCAACCAUGGCGGGGGAGCAAGGAGGCGGGGCGAGAGCGGUGGAGCGAGGACGUGUUCACCGUGCCUCAGAUCUCCCCUGCUUCGACUCCCAGCAAGAGGCCAAGGAACUCGUUUUGGUACUACUGACGUGGUCCUUCCUCUUGAGCCCGCCGACCUUUAGCUCGCUUAACUUGUACUCUCGCUUCCCAGACCCUUCGUCUCGUUGGCCUUCAAUCUUUGGAUCAAGGUUUAUGCCAUAGGGAGCUUGUUUUGGCUGGUGCUUCGGCAUCUGGUGCAAAAACUUAAAUUGUUCCCCAUUUCUCUUAGAUCUUCGAUUCAUGAGUUAGCAAGAUAUUUACAAGGAGAGCUGCUUUCUGA
Musa acuminata AAA Group (dessert banana) is the source of this 1402-nucleotide messenger RNA. RefSeq names its product B-box zinc finger protein 20. The record is from RefSeq and is a predicted model, not a curated record. Gene Ontology annotation, cellular component: nucleus. Gene Ontology annotation, biological process: regulation of DNA-templated transcription; photomorphogenesis. The transcript has 3 exons. Bases 332 to 1171 code for a protein of 279 amino acids. Gene Ontology annotation, molecular function: zinc ion binding. Lineage: Eukaryota; Viridiplantae; Streptophyta; Magnoliopsida; Zingiberales; Musaceae.